Fraxinus pennsylvanica is the source of this 1308-nucleotide messenger RNA. The record is from the annotation of a GenBank genome assembly. Lineage: Eukaryota; Viridiplantae; Streptophyta; Magnoliopsida; Lamiales; Oleaceae.
AUGUUGGAGGGUCCAUCAUUUCUCAUUGCACGGGAUUUGCCAAGUGCCUGUGAGCAAGAGAGCAAGUGGAUUUAUAAUACUUAUCAUGUCAUCGAACUGUCGAAAGGAAAGCGUCGUUUACAGGAUGCAGAAGAGAUUGGGUCAACAAAGUCAUCCAAGCCUCUCAAUCCUGUAGAGAAGGAAGAUUUCAUUUCUAGUCAACAAUCACAUAAUCAGGGCACUGAAGGGGAUCGUACGAGUUUGGGUUCGGGUUCACUCAUCGGCCAAAUCGGCAAAGACCUUUCAAUCAGUUGCCUGAUUCGUUGCUCGAGGGCUGAUUAUGGAUCCAUUGCCUCGUUGAAUCGGGACUUUAGAUCUCUAAUUCGUAGUGGGGAGCUUUACAGGUUGAGGAGGCUUAUGGGUAUCACCGAACAUUGGGUCUACUUCUCGUGCAGCCUUCUCGAGUGGGAGGCCUUUGAUCCGAUCCACUGCAGAUGGAUGCAUUUGCCUACAAUGAUGUCAAAUGACUGCUUCAUGUGCUCUGAUAAGGAAUCAUUGGCAGUAGGUACCGAACUUCUUGUAUUUGGAAAGGAAAUAUUAUCAUUUGUUACCUACAAAUAUAGCAUAUUGACCAACUCAUGGUCGCCUGGCGUGAAGACAAACACACCUCGAUGCCUCUUUGGUUCUGCUAGUCUCGGGGAAAUUGCAAUUGUGGCUGGCGGUUGUGAUUCACAGGGAAAUAUACUGAGCUCAGCUGAGCUAUAUAAUUCUGAGACAGGAACUUGGGUAAUCCUCCCGAGCAUGAAUAAAGCAAGGAAAUUAUGUUCAGGGGUAUUUAUGGAAGGGAAAUUUUAUGUUGUUGGUGGGGUUGGAGUUGGCAGUUCGGUUAUGCUCACUAGUGGGGAGGUUUAUGAUCUGAAAACAAGGACUUGGCACGAGAUUCCUGAUAUGUACCCAGCACUUAACAGUGGGGCGGAGGACAAUAAUACGCCUGCAACAUCCAAGGCUCCACCUUUGCUUGCUGUUGUUAAGAAUGAGUUAUAUGCAGCUUAUUAUGCCAGAAUGGAAGUGCUGAAGUAUGACAAAAAGAGGAACUCGUGGAAUACUAUUGGCAAACUGCCUGAGCAGGCAAGCUCAAUGAACGGCUGGGGACUAGCAUUUCGGUCUUGUGGAGACCAGCUUAUUGUAAUUGGUGGGCCGAGAUCUUAUCAACGAGGGUUCAUUGAGAUCAAUUCUUGGGAUCCUGAUGACGGUCCUCCUCGUUGGAACUUGCUGGGCCUCAAACAAUCUGGAAGUUUUGUCUAUAAUUGUGCUGUGAUGGGUUGCUGA